Acaulospora colombiana is the source of this 1295-nucleotide messenger RNA. The record is from the annotation of a GenBank genome assembly. Lineage: Eukaryota; Fungi; Glomeromycota; Glomeromycetes; Diversisporales; Acaulosporaceae.
CAUAUUCUUUGGGUAUUGCUCUUCCCACAUGGUUGAUCGAAGCAAAAAAUAGUCCUUUUGUGCUGGGUAUUUACGGAAUUGCCUUUGGAUUAUUACUGCCGUUCUUUGUGGGCCGCUGGUGGUAUAGUUCUAAUAGUUACACUAAGGAUAAGAUCUUGAUCCAUACUAUGGAGCUAUACUUUAAGGAACUGAAAGAUAAUUCCAGCCUAAAACAAAUAUUGGAUUUACUUUCCGCUUCGUUAGAAUACAGGGAGUUAGUAGAACAACGAUCCUCUGACAGUGGUAAACUUUCGCCAGUAGCUCUCUCAGUAAGAGAUGAGUUGGACAAAAGAUUUGGAGAAAAAUACGAAAAAAAUAAAUAUUUCAUUGCCGAGCAUGCGGUUCAUCUCAUUAAUGGUGUUCUUGAAAUUGCAUUCGCACACCGGUGGCUGCAGACUAGCAUUCGUUGUAUGGAAGUUUCCCAGUUGAUAGUGCAAGCAAUGUGGAUAGGCGAAAACCAAUUAGUACAGUUGCCUUAUGUAACCAACGAAGUCUUAAAAGCAAUUAAAAUUAAAAAGAAGAAUAUAAAAAGUAUCGCACAACUUCGAGGGAUGAAUGAAGAGGAAAGAAGGAAUACAUUGAAAUUGUCAAAUCCUUCGGAAUAUGAUUCUCUAUUACGCGUUGCAAAGUUGUAUCCCAUAAUUGCACUUGAAGAGGCCUACUUCAAAGUUACCGGAGACGAAAUUAUUACACCCAACUCCAUUGUCACUUUAGUGAUCAAAGUCAGAAUUGUUGAACCUUCACCGAAUCCCAGUGAGGUUGUACAUAAGAAAUCUGACGACACUAAAAAUGCCAAUUCAAAAAAUGUUACUAAGAAUGACGAUGAUGUCGAUGAUGACGAUGAAAAAGGCAAUUACCUUGAUAGUGAAGAUGAAUUGUUAUUUGGUGGAAAGCGAAGAAAGGUUUCGGAGGAACAGAGUCCAUUUGUUCAUGCACCUUAUUUGUCAAAGGAUAAAAAACCUUAUUGGUGGAUUUUUAUGGCCGACGAAAAAAAAGAUAGACUUAUAAUUGAACCCGUUAAGAGUGAUUCAUACGUCGGAACAGAUAUCAAGAAAGAUAUGAAACUUGUCGUAAAGGAUUUUUCAGCGCUCCCGCCCGAAGAGGAAAUUGAUGAUGAGAUAUCGGAGCCCGAAGAAGAUUCAAUUGCCGGACAAAUGAAAUUAAUGAGGGAGCAAGGACUCGCUGCGGCCGUAAAGGGUGCUGGAGAAAAGAAAAAACAAGAAAGUGAUAGUAGCGAUGAUAGUGACGAUGAAUGA